AAUAUAAAUAAAUAGUGAGCAAGGUCGGCCUCCGUCCCGUCCUCCCGUCCGGAUCCAUCCACCCAACACCACCAAAUCCAAAUCCAUGGGGGUCGCCUCUCCCUCGCCGCCGCCGCCCGCCGCCAACCAAGCUCGGCCGCCGGAUCCACCAACCCCCACCCCACCCCCUCCUCCUGUUCCAACCCUUACCCCAACAGGAGGAGGAGGAGGCAUGGCGGUCGCCCCACCUUCGUCGCCGCCUCCCGCUGCCGCCGCCGCCGGCAGCCCGAACCCUACCUCCACCGAGGGCCAAGGAAAGAUGGUGGUCGCCUCUCCUUCCACGGCGCCGCCGACCGCCGACGCCGACGCCGACGCCGACGGCAGCCCGCACCCGACCUACCCCGAGAUGAUUAAGCAGGCGCUGACGGAGCUGGGAGGCACCUCCGGCCGCAUCGCCAUCGCCGCUUUCAUCCUCGGCCGCUUCAAGGAGGGCCUCCCCGCCGCCCACGACAAGCUCCUCAAGGUCCACCUCCGCCGCCUCGUCUCCCAAGGCGUCGUCCGCGGCUACGGAUCAGAAGCCAGAGCUUGCUACGUCUUCCCCGCCUCCAACACCAAAAGCCGCGGCCGGCCCCGCAAGUCGUCGUCCCGUCUCCUCCUCACCGCGUCGCCGACCCUGCCCCUCCCCCUCCCUGCGCCGCCCACCAACGAGGACGACCAAAAUUUGGAUCUCAGUUUGGAUACAUCUUCUGGAGGAUUACGGAGCAGACGUGGCCGGCCCCUCUUUCCGGCACUCCCUGCGCCCAAGAAUUUGUCGGAUCUCAGUUUGGUUCCUCAAUCUGGAGGGUCACAGAUUAGCAGUGAUGAUGAUGAUGAUUACUCCACUUCCAGUGAUGAUGAUGAUGAUGAAGAUGAUGAAGAAGAUGACUACAGCAGUGGUGAUGACAACGAUGAUGAAUACACUCCUGCCCGUGCAUAUGCUUUGAUCGUCCAUGGAGCAAAGCGCGGACGCCCACGCAAGCGCAAGCGCAAGAGGGGGCCAGGCCGUCCUCGUAAGCUUCUGCUGUCCGCGAAUUCCUCAGUCACCAAGAAAGGCCGUGGGAGGCCAAGGAAGAAGCAGAAACUUGGCUCCUCACUGGCUGCUUUUCAGAAUGGAACCCCAGGAGGUGGUUUCUCGACGCCCAAGAGAGGGCGUGGGAGGCCGCGAAAGGAUGCACAAGGGCUGUCAACACGUGUCAAGAGAGGCCGUGGGAGACCAAGAAAGGAUGCACAAGGGCUGUCAACCGGUGUCAAGAAAGGCCGUGGCAGACCCAGAAAGGAGUCAGAAGGAAUGUCAACGGGUGUCAAGAGUGGCCGUGGGAGGCCGAGAAAGGAGCCAGAAGAUGGUGUCCCAGAAGCAGACUCUUCUGAAACUGAAUCAGACGCAGAGUCAGACUCUUCUCUAACUGGGUCAGACACUGAGUCAGGCUCUCCAGAUGUGUCGAGGUGGUUGAAGGAAGGGUUUGGGAAUCCAACAACAAUAGCGACGCCGCCAGCAGCAGUUAGGCCUGCGUCCAGGGGGCUCAAUAUAGGGUCUCUGAGGCCAACAAUAGAGAGGCCACCAGCAGCAGCAAGCUCCCCUGGAACUCUUGUUUACUCUGCUGCGUCCACGGGAAUGAAGAAACCGCUUGGGAGGCCAAGAAAGAAGGGAUCAUCAAAAGCGCCUGCUGAGGCUGGAGGUGGUGCGUCCACGGGGAUCAAGAAACCGCGUGGGAGACCGAGAAAGGAGAGACCACCACAAGCAAUGUCUGCUGAAGCUGGAGAUGCAGCAGCACCUGCUCCUGAAACUGGAAAUGCGACGCUUGCUUCUGAAACUGGAGAUGCAGCAGCGCCUGCUCCUGAAGCUGGAGAUGCACCGCCUGCUCUUGAAACCGGAGAUGCAACUCCUGCUCCUGAAGCUGGAGAUGCAGUGCCUACCCCUGAAACUGGAGGUGUGGCCCCUGCUUCUGAAACUAGAGAUGCAGCAGUAUCUGCUCCUGAAGCUGGAGAUGCAUCGCCUGCUCCUGAUGAAAAUGCAGCAGCAACGCCUGCCAAAACUGGAGAUGGUGCGUCGGCGGGGAUCAAGAGGCCGCGUGGGAGGCCGAGAAAGGAGAGACCGCCAGCACCAACGUCUACAGAAACUGGAGAUGCAGCGCCUGAUGAAAAUGGAGCAGCAACGCCUGCUGAAGCUGGAGAUGCUGCUUCAACCGGAUUCAAGAAACCGCGUGGGAGGCCGAGAAAGGAGAAACAACCUGCAUCAAUCUCUGCUGAAACUGGAGAUGCAACCCCUGCUGGGACUGGUGAUGCUGAAACUGGAGAUGUAACCCCUACUGAAACUGGAGGAGCAACGCCUGCUGAAGGUGGAAAUGCUGCAUCGACAGGGAUCAAGAGACCGCUUGGAAGGCCUAGAAAGGUGAAGAAGCUUGGGAGGCCAAGAAAGGAGAAGCCAGAAGAAGCAGCAAUGUCUGGUGAAACUGGAGAUGAUGCUGGAGAUGCAAGGUCUGCUGAAACUGGAGCAGCAACGCCCGGUGAAAAAGCUGGAGAUUCUGCGUCGGCGGGGGUCAAGAGAGGGCGUGGGAGGCCAAGAAAGGAGAGGCCAGAGGAAGCGAUUUCUGCUGAAAGUGGAGAUGCCGAAACAGAAACAGAAAGGAAGAAGGCAAAAGUAGCAAGGUCAGCUGGAGAUGGUGGGAUCAAGAGAGGGCUCGGGAGGCCGAGAAAGAUCAAGCGCGGGAGGCCCAAAAAGGAGAAGCCAGCAUCAGACGACGCCAUGUCAACGGGAAUCAAGGGACCGCUCGAGUCCCCAAGAUCAUACUAUGCAUUAUCUGCUGGAACUGGAAAAGCCGUGUCAAUGGGAAGCAAGAUUGCGCUGGAGAGCCCAAGGACGGCGGAGAAGCCGUCGGCAGGCGACAUCGUGUCGAUGGUGAUGAGGAGAAGGCGUGCGAUGCCCAGGAGCAGCGACCAGCCCUCUGAAGCUGGGCGCGUGAAAUCCUCUGGCGGGAUUUUUGGAUACGUGCGAGAAUCCAGUGGUAAACAAGAGAAGGAGGGCAGUCUGGCAUCAUCAGGGGAGGGGGAGAAAACACCACAGGCCAAGGAAGGUGUGGUGGCUGCUUUGGGUGGCGGUGAGGAAACUGGGCUUACUGCAGAUGCGCCGGUUUCUGCAGAGAAGGCAAUAGCGGGUGAUGCCGCUGUCGUUGAGGGAACUGGAGGUGUGACUGAAGCUUCUUCUGAUAAGCUGGGUUCUUGUGCCACUUCAGAGAAGUCAACGAGUGGUCCUCGGCAUGUGGAGGCUGUUGGAGGCGCGACAGAAUCUUCAUCUAAUAAGCUGGGGCGUGCAGGUGCAGUAGCAGAGAAUGCAGAAGCAGAGAAUGUGGAGAAGGUUGAAUCUGAUAAGAAGCCUCGUGUGGAGGGGGAGGGGGAGGGUGGAGAAGACAAGCUGGGAUCUGCAGAAAGAUGUGUGGUUAGUUGAGCAGAGCUGAGCUGAGCGCAAGGAAGGUGUGAUUUUCUGGACUGGACUGGACUGGAGCGCAAGGAAGAAGAAGAAGAAGAAGAAGGAAGAAUUAUAAUUAAAUUAUUAAUAAUAUGUAUGGUAACUGUAAUAGUUAGUGUUAAGUAAGUAGUUGGUCCCUCUGCUCUGCUCUGAGAACUAAGUAAUUUAAUUAUGGUUGGUUGGAUUAUUAUUUACUGUAUGCAUCAUGCAUUAUGGGAGGGGAGGGGAGGGGAUUCAUUCCUUGAGUCUCAACUUGAACUGAACUGAAGUGGGUGUGUUUUUGUUGCUAAAUGACUAUGAUGUCUGUCUGUCUGUCUGUCCUUGAGAGAGAGGGAGAUAGAGAUUUGAAAUGAAUUGCAUUAUUUGUAUUGCAAGUUUGAA
Molecule: messenger RNA, 3862 nt
Organism: Aegilops tauschii subsp. strangulata
Lineage: Eukaryota; Viridiplantae; Streptophyta; Magnoliopsida; Poales; Poaceae
Biological process (GO): regulation of DNA-templated transcription; nucleosome assembly; chromosome condensation
Cellular component (GO): nucleosome; nucleolus; chromatin
Molecular function (GO): nucleosomal DNA binding; double-stranded DNA binding
Source: RefSeq, a predicted model, not a curated record